Periophthalmus magnuspinnatus is the source of this 1228-nucleotide messenger RNA. It is a transcript of the gene brix1, whose product is annotated as brix domain containing 2. Gene Ontology annotation, biological process: ribosomal large subunit assembly; rRNA processing. NCBI's taxonomy places the organism in Eukaryota, Metazoa, Chordata, Actinopteri, Gobiiformes, Gobiidae. Gene Ontology annotation, molecular function: rRNA binding. The record is from RefSeq and is a predicted model, not a curated record. The coding region runs from base 17 to 1051 and encodes 344 amino acids. Gene Ontology annotation, cellular component: nucleolus. The transcript has 10 exons.
UCUGAUACCGGUGUUGAUGAACAUGGCGGCGUUCAAGAGGAAACGUGGGGGACAAGGUUCUGCUCCGAAAAAAGCAAAGAAAGUCAAAUUUGUGGCAGAUGAAGACGAAAUACAGACCGAAAACCUGGACAUAAAGAAUGAAGUUACUGUCCCUGCGCCUGUCUCUAUGGGCAAAUGGACCAACAAGGAAAGAGUUUUGAUUUUCUCGUCUAGGGGUAUCAACUUCAGGACAAGGCAUCUGAUGCAGGAUCUUAGGACUUUAAUGCCUCAUUCAAAAGCAGAUACUAAAAUGGACAGAAAGGAUAAACUGUUUGUAAUCAAUGAGGUUUGUGAAAUCAAAAAUUGCAACAAAUGCCUAUUUUUCGAGGCAAAGAAAAAGCAAGAUCUUUAUUUGUGGGUUUCAAACAGUCCUCAUGGGCCUUCUGCUAAAUUUCUUGUUCAGAAUAUUCACACUCUGGCAGAACUCAAAAUGACUGGAAACUGCCUAAAAGGAUCUCGGCCGUUGCUGUCUUUCGAUCCUAAAUUUGACAGGGAACCCCACUAUGCAUUAUUGAAGGAGCUCUUUAUCCAGACAUUCUCUACUCCUCGGUAUCAUCCCAAGAGUCAGCCCUUUGUGGAUCAUGUCAUCACAUUUACCAUCGCAGAUAACAGGAUCUGGUUUAGAAACUAUCAGAUUAUUGAGGAGGAUGCUUCUCUGGUGGAAAUAGGCCCUCGGUUUGUUCUGAACCUAAUCAAGAUCUUUCAGGGAAGUUUUGGGGGACCCACUCUUUUUGAAAAUGAUAACUUCCAGUCUCCUAAUAUGCAUCGAAGACAGUUGCGACUGGCAGCAGCAGCCAAAGUCCGUGAAAAGCAGAUGGUGAAAGAGAUUCAGAAAAUGAAAAGGACUGAAGCAAAGGAGGAUGUUACAAAAGAUGUUACAGCUGAUGUGUUUCUAACUCCGGCUGAUGACAAGCCAGUUCAAAUAGAGUCAGAAGCACCACAACCCAAGGCUGUUAAGAAGAACAAACAGAAAGUCUUUAAGAGACAGAGGAUGCAGAUGGCUCGUCGGUAAAUCAAAGGAUUUUCCAAAUGCCAGUGUCAGUCAGGUCUGCUGCUUUUACUGUGGACUAAUCAUCUUUCUUGAAAAGAGAACAUGCAAAUGUAUCUCUUUAAUGUUUCCCUUGGAUAAAAGAAUAAAACCAAUUUUUUUUUCAAGUGCAACUACACAAAUUAAGAUGGACAAGUUUUA